Aspergillus saccharolyticus JOP 1030-1 is the source of this 639-nucleotide messenger RNA. RefSeq lists its product as uncharacterized. The transcript has a single exon. NCBI's taxonomy places the organism in Eukaryota, Fungi, Ascomycota, Eurotiomycetes, Eurotiales, Aspergillaceae. The coding region runs from base 1 to 639 and encodes 212 amino acids. The record is from RefSeq and is a predicted model, not a curated record.
AUGUCGAAGGCACAGGCACAGCGAGCUCAGGUCCGCUUCGAAGAGAAGGACGAGGAUCCCAGGGAGGAACACCCUCGUCCUCCGCUUCGCAGGUCCACUCCGUACCCCAUCGCUCUGGGCAUAUUUACCGCAGGCGCAACGGGGACGAGUUCAUCGGACACUGGGCCUGGCGGUGGGCCAACGUCUCAUCCCUUUGCCGACGCCGACAACGACGAUGGGACGGACUCUGAGGCGGAAGUGCCGUUGGAGGCGACAUGGGCGGAACACUUUGCCAAACACCCUCAGCCGUGGCGGCACCCUCAGCCGUGGCGGCCGCAAAUAAGGAACCUCAGCCUCGUUCGCUGCUUGGAGGCUCACUACCACCUGGGAGAUUAUCAUCAUGGCGAUCUCGCGGUGCAGGCGAACGAGACAUCAUAUCGGCCCAUGUUUCCUGCCCCGACUUCAAGUCCUAUGGCAUGUAAAGAGCCGAUGAGUCUCUGGGACUCUGACGACUCCGAGUCGGAGUGCUGUUUCGAGCAUAAUAGGCAAAAGCAGAAGCUGGGCAGUGAGCCGAUGGAGAGGUCCCCAGAAGAGAGCUGUCCGGUGAAUGAUAUGUCCCCGAUAGAGGAUGAUGAGGAUCAAUUGCCAGCAGGCGUAUAG